AUGACAGACUCGCCAGAUUCCAAAGGCAAAGCCCGCGUCGAGGACGUCACAGACGACAAUGCGCAGGACAGCCCAGCUGUUGACAAUGCGGAGAACACCACCACCACCACAAUCGAAGGCUCAUCGACCGACUCGAAAGAGAAGAAACCUCUCGCUAAGAAUAUCAAAGAUAAGAUUGGCAAAAAACUUGGCCGUUCCUCUGAUGAAGAGAAAAAUGUCACACCCCAGAUGCUCGAAGCAUUACUUUCGAUGAACCCCGCUCUGGCCAGUGAACUUGCGAACAUGCCGCACGACAAGGCUGUCGAGACACUCGGCAAAAUGGAUGUUGCCGAUCUUUUGACGGGAUUGUCAUUGGAAAAAAAGAAUGCGAAGGAUAUGGCGUCUUACAAGUUUUGGCAGACGCAACCCGUACCGAGAUUCGAUGAUCAGGAGAAUCUCGCCGAGGGUCCAAUUAAAAUUAUCAAUCCGGAGGAAGUCUCGAAGGAGCCGCCGCAGCUUAUCGAAGGAUUUGAGUGGGUGACGCUAGAUGUCGAGGAUGAUAAGGAGGUGGCUGAGUUGUAUGAGUUGUUGUCAAAUCAUUAUGUGGAGGAUGACAAUGCCAUGUUCCGAUUCAAUUACUCACGGGCAUUCCUCAACUGGGCAUUGACAUCUCCAGGUUGGAAAAAGGACUGGCACGUAGGGGUUCGAGCCUCCAAGAGCGGCAAACUCGUUGCCUCUAUCUGCGGUGUACCAACAUACAUCCGAGUCCGCGACCAGCGACUCAAAGUCAUCGAAAUCAACUUUCUCUGCGUACACAAAAAGCUGCGCUCAAAACGUCUUGCGCCCGUAUUGAUCAAGGAAGUCMCCCGCCGCUGUUACUUGCAAGGUAUCUACCAAGCCAUCUACACCGUUGGCAUCGUCUUGCCCAAACCUGUGACAUCCUGUCGGUAUUACCAUCGACCAUUGGACUGGCUGAAACUGUAUGAAGUCGGCUUUUCUCCCUUACCGGCUGGCUCCACCAAAGCACGCCAGAUCACGAAGAAUCAUCUCCCGAGCAGUACGGCAACACCGGGUUUGCGGAAGAUGCAAAAGAAGGAUCUCGAUGCGACUUAUGAUCUGCUCGAACGAUUCCAGAGCCGCUUCCAGGUCAACCCGGCUUUCACCAAAGAGGAGAUUGAGCACUGGUUGCUUCAUACCGAGGCUCGUGGCGAGCAAGUCGUCUGGUCUUAUGUGGUAGAGGAUCCUCAAACGAAGAAAAUUACAGACUUUGUCUCGUUUUAUAAUCUGGAGUCCUCAGUUAUCGGAAACCCGAAACACAAGGAAGUCCGCGCCGCAUACUUGUACUACUACGCCACAGAGACUGCAUUCAAUGAGAAGGAGAAGGGUUUCAAGGAGAGAUUGCAAUUAUUGAUCAAUGAUGCUCUCAUUGAAGCUAAAAAGGCUCGCUUCGAUGUUUUCAACGCUCUCACACUCCAGGACAACCCCCUUUUCCUUGAACAUCUCAAAUUCGGUGCCGGUGAUGGUCAACUACACUACUAUCUGUACAAUUACCGUACCGCCCCUGUCCCUGGUGGCGUCAACGAUAAGAAUCUUCCUGAUGAGAAGAAGAGAGGUGGAAUGGGCGUGGUCCUUUUGUAA
Messenger RNA from Talaromyces amestolkiae, 1617 nucleotides. RefSeq lists its product as uncharacterized. The record is from RefSeq and is a predicted model, not a curated record. Gene Ontology annotation, biological process: N-terminal peptidyl-glycine N-myristoylation. Gene Ontology annotation, cellular component: cytoplasm. NCBI's taxonomy places the organism in Eukaryota, Fungi, Ascomycota, Eurotiomycetes, Eurotiales, Trichocomaceae. The transcript has 3 exons. Bases 1 to 1617 code for a protein of 538 amino acids. Gene Ontology annotation, molecular function: glycylpeptide N-tetradecanoyltransferase activity.